CCCCCGUCCCACCGACCCGCCCGGCGCCCUGCAGGCCGCGUCCAAUGACAUCAGACCUGAAUCCGUUCUAUCCAGCUGACCUACAGGCGCCGCUGGUUCCUGGUUACUACGCCGCUGACCAGGCCGCAGAAGAUGGGCUGCUGCUUUAGUAAGGAGCCGAGCCCCGAGCCGCAGACCGAGAGGAGCGUGCUGCUGUCGCCCCCCCGCCGCCCCGGCCCCGCCGCCGCGCCGGAGCCGCUCAGGAGGCAGGCGGCGGCCGUGGCCCGCCAUGUCGGUCUGAGGGAGGAGGAGGAGGCGCAGGCGCAGGAGCCGCCGAGGGAGGAGGGGCAGACGGACCUGAUGGCAGAAAGCCGUGGUCAGGAUCAGGACGCCGCCAUGAUGGCCAGCGUUACACACAGAGGAACAUCGGCCCGUCCCAGCUGUGAGACGCCUCCUUAUAUGGAGGUGUCCACCCAGACCGCCGUCAGCCAGGAGGCUCAGCAGGGUGGAGGCGACGCCUGGGUCAGCGCCGCAGCGCCGCGUCCGCCCACAGAGACGACCAACCUCAACUUCUACAGCAUCUGCUCCAUCCAAGCAGCCGACCUGGACCUGGAUCAGAACCGGACCCACCCCUCUGGAACCGCUGCUCCCACCUGCACGCCAACGCUGUCGCCCUCCAGCCAAUCAGAGGCCGCUGUUCUCUGGGACCACGCGGACGCCAUUACACGCUGGUCACAUGACCAGGAAGUCAUUCCUGUGCAGCCACAUGCUGACAAAGCGAGCCCCGACCCGUUUCCCGUCCAGAACCGGCCCGGCAGCGAGGACCCUCAGGCAUCCUCACUGGACACCUGUCACAUCCAGCGGCACGCCGUCUCACCAGAAGAAGAAAUGAUCGCCUUUAAGAAGCAAGAAGAAGAACCGAGCCCUGAUCUGCUUCAGCCUGAGCUCACAGCCCAGAACCAGAACCAGAACCAGAACCUUUCAGCGACAGAACCGGACCGCCCCGGUGAGCAGAGUGCUGAGAUCAGAGCGCCGAGCCUCCAUGCUGAAGAAAGGCUGCCCCCCCGCUCUGCUUCACCUGGAGACACAACCUCAGAGUCCAGGGAUUGUUCUCUGAAACCAGAACCCGGUUCUGUGUUCGACCCAGAGGUGGUUCUCCACAGCGAGAACAACGAGUCGCCUCAGGAAGACGACCCAGACGCUCCGCCUGGAGGCUGGAGGGACAGAACCGUCCGCUCUGAGGACGCUGAUGGACCCAAACGUCCACCCAGUCCUCCUCCUGCAGACUCUGCUCCUCCUUCCUGCUCUCCUGCUCCUCCAUCUGACAGCAGCGCCGGCAGAGAGGAGGUGAGCUGCUGUCCUCUGCCGUCCUCUGACCGUCCUGACUCAGCGUCCCCCACCGUGUCCCCCACCGUGUCCUCUGACCCGCUGACCCCACAGGACCAAACGUCAGACAGAAACGAGCAGGAGGACCUGGAGGAGACGCAGAGUUUACCUCCUGACUCCUACCAGACCCCCGGGGUCCCUGUGGGGGCCAGUCCCUCAGAGCGGGUGGGGGGCCGCUGUCAGCAGGGACACGUCUCGGUACCAGUGGACCCGGAUCAGAUCGACGUGUACGCCUCCACGCCGUCCUAUGAGAUCCACCUCCUGAAGGAGGAGCUCCCUGCUGCUGAGGAGGAGGAGGAGGAGGAAGAGGAGGACUGGGACAUCAGGGACAUGGUGUCUGAGCUGCUAGGAGACCUGGCCGAGUCGUCCUCCUGCCGUCUGCACCCCUGGAUCAGGCUGGGUGUGGAGCAGAACCCUGACAGCCUGGCCCUGGGGGCGUCUGAGGCCGAGGGGCCGGGGGCCGGAGACGAGGAGCGGCUCCCAGCCGUGGUGUCGGAGCUGCAGCCCUCCAUGGCUCUGCUGGGGGCCUUCCCCUACAGCACCGUCACGCCUCAGGGGCCCUGUGUGUGGGACUGGCACACCGGCCCCCAGCCUGAACCUGUCGCUGCCGCUUGUCUGGACCCUGAAGCCAAAUCCUGGACGGAUCCCAGCCUCAGCUUCCACAUCCCGGAUCCCGGCUACCAGCAGCCUCAGCCAACAUGGCUGCCGCUCCCUGACGGCCUGAGCCUCCAAGGGUUUGGACCGGCGUUUGAAGAGAACGGUGGGCCGGCUGCAGCAGAGUACCAGAGCCAGACAUGUGGAGCUGCUGGGCUCAACGGAGCGAGUGCUGAGCCUCCGGUCACAGACGAGAUCCGACAGGAACUGAGCCUGGUGCUGGAGUCCUGCCUGACCAGGGAUUAUCUGAGCAGCGACCUGUACCUGAAGUCCCAGAUGGACAACGACCAGUACGUCUCCAUCUCCACGCUGGCCAGCCUCGACAGGAUCAAGAACCUCACCACAGACCUGGAGCUCGUCGCCGACAUCCUGAAAUCCAUGCCUCUGGUCCAGGUGGCGCCGUGUGGCCAGAAGGUGCGGCCCAGACAGAGCCGCUGCGUGGUCAUCCUGCGGGAGAUUCCCGGCUCCACGCCCACAGAGGAGGUGGAGGCUCUGUUCCAGGGAGACCACCUGCCCAAAGUCCUGAGCUGUGAGGUGGUCAACAACGACAACUGGUUCCUCACCUUCAAGUCUGAGGCUGACGCCGAGCAGGCCUACAGGUACCUGAGAGAGGAGGUCCGGGUCUUUAAGGGGAAACCCAUCAUGGCGCGCAUCAAAGCCAAACCCAUGGCCAUCGCCUCCUUCGCCCCUAAAGACGGAUACCGGCCCGUCCAGCUGGAGCCGUGCCGCGCCCGCUACAGCUCCUACUUCCCCCCCACCACCUUCAACCCGUCCUGCCUCCCUGCUGCCGCCCCACCGCCGCUCUUUGAGCUCAGCGGCGAGGCGUGGCCCCCCCCCGCUGCCGGCUACCAGGACGGCGCCGAGCUACUGAUGAACAACUUCAUGAACGGAUUUCCAGAACCUUCCACCUUCAAGCCGCACUCAGCCAACAGGCAAAGGAGAGGCUCCAGGCUGCUGAAGUGUGCCGACCGCUGGCAGAACCACGGUGACCGCGCCCCCCCCUCAGAGCCGCCGGCCACAGACUGCCUGAAGGCGGGACGAGGCCGGCUGAGGGGCGGCCUGCGUCGCCAGGCCUGGGGGGGGCGAACAGAGCCCAACAAACCGCUUCUGAUGCCGUCAUCUGACCGGGGAAGCAGGAGAGGAGCCUCCGGCCAGAGGAGGAGGGAGACGACAAAGUCCUGGGAGAGAAGCAAGCAGAACCCUCAGGUAAGGAGAACCGGAGCAGAGCGCAUGUGUGUGAGUAACCUCCACGCCUCCUCCACCGCGUCUCCUCCUCUGCAGUCUCCUCCUGCUGCGCCGCUGGAGCUCAACCUGUCCAGCUUCCCUCCUCUGUCCACGGCCAGCGGCCCCGCAGCCAGCGACAGCGCCCAGGGUCCCACAGAGAGCAGCAGCUCCUCCACCGCGCCGUCAGCUCCGUCCUCACCUCCUCCAGCGGAGCCGCAGUCCGCUCCUCCUCCGAAGGAGACGGACGGCGGAGACACGAGCGGCGAGGACAGAGCGGCUCAGGAGGCUGCAGCCGAGACGAAGAAACUGAGCUACGCUGAGAUCUGCCAGAGGGCGUCGUCCAAUGAGGCGGCGCCGCCGGCUGACCCCGCCCCCUCCGUGCCUCUGCUGCCGCCGUGACGACAGGAAACCGUCUGAUGUGUAGCGGGCUGCAUAUUUAUUGGAGGUGGAAGUAGCAAAGAAACCUUUACGAGCUCCUGAUGGUCUGUGAAAACUGCUGACACUGCGUUUACCUCGUUAACUUUCUUUAUUGGGCAGUCAGCUGAUCUGUGAACGUUUUAUAAUUCUUUAGGUCGCCUUCCUGUCUUCCUCAGCUCAGAGCUGGGACAGCCAGGCGCUAUAGUGGCUUUACAGGAGGUUCUGACAGGGUUCUGUUGUUCAUUCUGGGUUUUUAAGUCCUCUGCUGUGGACCUGCCAUGUUCAGAGGCCCAGCAAUGAACGAGCAGAACUGGAAAGCCUUUCUUUAUGUUUGCCUUUGGAAGUGAGUUCCUUAUAUUUGCUGUUUUAUUUCACUAAAACACAGAGAGUCUGUUUUAUUUGCGUUUAACUUUGUGUUUAACUGGAUUAUCUGAAGCUUUAUUCCUGUGCUGACUUUAUUUAACUUGCUGUGUUUUGUACUUGUUUAAGUUCUGUCCUCAGAGGCCGCUGAGCGUCCAACAAAAUGUUCAACUUGAAAUGUUUUAUUUGAUUGUAAAGAUGUUCUGAUCUGUUUGGAUGUACAGCAGAUGUACAGAAUCCUGAACAAACAUUAGUAAAAGCUGUGGCUUUACACAGA
Messenger RNA from Fundulus heteroclitus (mummichog), 4297 nucleotides. RefSeq lists its product as uncharacterized. Gene Ontology annotation, biological process: positive regulation of translation. Lineage: Eukaryota; Metazoa; Chordata; Actinopteri; Cyprinodontiformes; Fundulidae. The transcript has 15 exons. The coding region runs from base 133 to 3642 and encodes 1169 amino acids. The record is from RefSeq and is a predicted model, not a curated record. Gene Ontology annotation, molecular function: mRNA 3'-UTR binding. Gene Ontology annotation, cellular component: cytosol; cytoplasmic stress granule.